Molecule: messenger RNA, 1373 nt
Organism: Cadophora gregata
Lineage: Eukaryota; Fungi; Ascomycota; Leotiomycetes; Helotiales; Ploettnerulaceae
Gene: NDK1
Product: nucleoside diphosphate kinase, variant 2
Exons: 6
Coding region: 103-744 (213 amino acids)
Biological process (GO): UTP biosynthetic process; CTP biosynthetic process; GTP biosynthetic process
Molecular function (GO): nucleoside diphosphate kinase activity
Source: RefSeq, a predicted model, not a curated record
GCUGUUUCUGCCUCCAAUACCAGGCUCUUUUACCUAGCCAAGCGCCAAGUCUCCGCCCCACAACGACCCCUCCAUCGAAAAACCUACACUCAACUCACCACUAUGAGCGACGAACAACAUCACACCCGCAAAGACCCUGACAUUUUUAAACACUUGAGCCCCAAGACUCAAGGAUAUCUACGAGCAUCAGCAAAUAAACGAGAAGAACAAUCCAAACUCAACGACGACAACAUGUCUACCGAACAGACCUUCAUUGCUAUCAAGCCUGAUGGCGUCCAGGUAUGUAUUGGCAGAUCACGAGAUGACAGGGGAAAUGAUACUGACUGUGUACAGCGUGGACUCAUUGGCCCUAUCAUCUCCCGAUUCGAGGCUCGUGGAUACAAGCUUGCCGCUAUCAAGUUGAUGACUGCCAGCCAAGAGCACCUCGAGAAGCACUACGAGGAUCUCUCCUCCAAGCCAUUCUUCCCAGGACUCAUCAAGUACAUGGGCAGCGGACCAAUCUGCGCCAUGGUUUGGGAAGGUCGUGAUGCCGUCAAGACCGGCCGUGUCCUCCUCGGAGCCACCAACCCUCUCGCCUCCGCCCCAGGCACCAUCCGCGGCGACUACGCCAUCGACGUUGGACGCAACGUCUGCCACGGCUCCGACAGCGUCGAGAACGCCAAGAAGGAGAUCGCUCUCUGGUUCAAGGAGGGUGAGGUUCAGUCAUGGAAGUCCGCUCAACACGACUGGGUCUACGAGAAGUAGAUUUUGUUCUACCAAUCUAAGAUCUAGUUCAUGCUAGGUAUUUGAGAUGAUGGAAGCUAGGUCGAAUACAUAGAAACCAAAAGUUGUUGCUGAAUGAAAUGAAAUGAUUACCGAAACAUGGAAUUUUAAUGUGAAUGUGCUUUCCUUGUAGCAGGCGCCAUUUGAUGCCUUCCAUUUUUCGGUUUUCAAUGAAAUAGACUCAUUGGUCUCUCAUCUAGUAUGUCCAAAGGUUUACUUGGGACUGCUAUUUCUCGACCUUUAUUUACUUCUCUAAGUUUUCUUAGUCCCUUACAACACGAUGCUUUUCUUGUCUACAGGGUUUCUUCCCAGGCACAGCUCCUGACAGCUGCCAUGCCAACCAGCUAGAUAUCUUCUCCCGUGCCAUAAACGAGAAGGAAUGAGUAGCUUGAUACCGGGAUCCUGCAUUUUCAAGGAUUCCAACUUGUCGAGGAAAUGCCAUGGCCUUACUCUUCUUGCCCGCUUUUGACAGACUCUCUUCCAUGCCGGACUUCCCUCUUCGCAGUUUUAUGCGGGAUGGCAAAUAUAAGAUUUCCCAAAUACAUAGGUAACCGUCGUGCUUUCAAGAUCCAGUUCCCUUCCCAGCACCAACUCCAACACCACCACCCGUC